Daucus carota subsp. sativus is the source of this 1137-nucleotide messenger RNA. Its product is annotated as BURP domain protein USPL1. Lineage: Eukaryota; Viridiplantae; Streptophyta; Magnoliopsida; Apiales; Apiaceae. The record is from RefSeq and is a predicted model, not a curated record. The coding region runs from base 106 to 975 and encodes 289 amino acids. The transcript has 2 exons.
ACAUUUUCACCAUUUGAAAAAUAUACAGAGCAAUAAAAAUGCUGACAUUCUUUCCUUGCUGAUCACUUUAUUCUUUCCUCCUCAGUUUCAACAAAGUAACAGAAUAUGGGUCUGCAGUUUGUAGCUAAUUAUGUUAUCUUCCCUUAUCUGCUGCUGUUUCUGAUUACAUCUAAGCAAACUCAUGGAAGCAGAGCCGUGCAGGCGGAUGGUAUCGACAAGGAAACCAAUGUUUUACAACUCCAUAGCAUGGAUGUCCAAGGUCAUCCAUCAAGCCACAUGCAUCACAUGGACUCUUCACUAAUCAUGUUCUUCAAACUGGAAGAUUUAAAGAUGGGAAACACAAUGCAAGUCUACUUCCCCAAGAGAGACCCUUCAAGAUCUCCUCACUUGCUAUCAAAAGAAAAAGCAGAGUCCAUCCCCUUCUCACUAGCACAAUCCCCUUCCCUCCUCAAACGCUUUUCCUUCGUUCAAGACUCGCCUCAAGCCAAAGCCAUGGAAGACACGCUUAGGCAAUGUGAGAACAAACCAAUCAAAGGAGAAACAAAAUUCUGCGCCACUUCUCUAGAAUCCAUGCUUGAUUUCACUCGUUCAAUUUUCGGGUUCGAUGUAAAUAUUAAAAUUUUAGCCACUAAGCAUCAAACAAAGUCACCAACCCUGAUUCAAGACUACACAAUUUGUCAAGUGCCUGAAGAAAUUCUGGCUCCCAAGAUGGUGGCAUGUCACACUUUGCCAUACUCUUAUGCAGUUUUUUACUGUCAUUACCAAAAGAGUAAGAGCAGAGUGUUUAAGGUUCCGCUGGUAGGCGAGAACGGAGACAGAGUUGAAGCUAUCGGUGUCUGUCACUUGGACACUUCUCAGUGGAGCCCGAGCCACCCGUCAUUCCAAGUGCUUGAAAUUGAGCCAGGGACCUCUCCGGUGUGCCAUUUCUUUCCUGCGGAUAACUUUGUCUGGGUCCCAUCACCUGUCGUUAAUUAGACAGUAACAGAAAUUGUAAUAAUCGAGUUUCAGUCUCUGCUUUAAGUUUUUUAUGUUUUGUUGCAUGCCUGAUUUGUGUUGUUAGUCGUUAUGUUUGGUUGGUUUGUAAUAAUUCUGGCACAAUCAGAAGAUCUAUGUACGCUGUAUCUUUAUUUUUUUUCA